This is a messenger RNA of Dendronephthya gigantea, 2695 nucleotides long. RefSeq names its product TNFAIP3-interacting protein 1-like. The record is from RefSeq and is a predicted model, not a curated record. Gene Ontology annotation, biological process: regulation of transcription by RNA polymerase II; cellular response to lipopolysaccharide. The transcript has 7 exons. NCBI's taxonomy places the organism in Eukaryota, Metazoa, Cnidaria, Anthozoa, Malacalcyonacea, Nephtheidae. The coding region runs from base 637 to 1506 and encodes 289 amino acids.
UUAAUGAGUAGCAGUGCUUAUGCUGUUGUUCGGGUUAUAAGCUGCCAUUUUGUACGGGAUUCCAGAAACGCGUGCAGCUGUUCCCUGUUGCUGAGCUGUAGUAAUUGCUGUGGGCGUUAGUUUGCAGUGCAGUUUGCUGUUUCUUAUCGAGUUUGCUGUCAGUGGCAGUGUGUCUUGCAGUGUGCUUGCAGUGUUCUUGCAGUGUUCAACGCCUUUGCAGUGGCCUUAACAAAUUUUGUUUUAGAAAGCCAGCAUUUUAUCCAGUUUUAAUAUUUCAACUGUGAUGCGGUUCAGCAACAGACCAUUACCUUCAUUUGCUGCUGUUGUUUAAUUGAGUUGGUUGCAACUCUCCUAACCAAAUGAAAAUGAGGUUGCAGAUAUCUACUCCUGGGAAUUUAUUGUGUGAAAAUGUGGACUAUGAAAAUGAAAAGGCACACUAUGUCCUAGCCUCUAGCGGGCAUUUCAACAUUAUACCUGUUGGCAUUGCAGUGUGUAGAGUUGAAAUUAAGAAAAAGAAGCGUUGAUGCCAAAGCGGAAAACCGUGCUGCUGAAAUUGCUAUGCUGUCGAAGCUCGAAUACUUGUCGAAGAAAUUUAUGUCGUAUUAAUCCUUUUCGGCACAAGAGAAAGCAUAAAGUAUGAGUGCUCCCCCAAGGAGGAAAAGUGAUGGUGGUGACGACUCCUGUAACGAAAAUGGCAAUCUAACUGAGUUGAUGGAAGUCAAUCGUCGUUGGAAGCAAGAAUAUGAUCUACUUAAGACGAAAUAUUUGAGGGAAAAGUCAGAACUUGAGGGAAAAAAUAACUUGCUUACGUUGGAAGUGUCACGAUUGCAAAACGAACUUGCUAGGCUAGCUAAGGCGGUAGCCGAGAGGCCUCGCGCAAAGCUAGACUGCUGUAAUGGACACACGGAGCAAGGUUGUCAAGAAAAUGGAAACGUGACUAAUGAGUUAAUCAAAGAACAGCUUGCUGCCUACAAAGAGGAUUUCAAACUUGAACAUGAGGAUAAAGAAAAAAUUCAGUCAGAAAAGAAAUCUUUACAAGAAACGUUAAAUCAGUGUCAAAGACACGUACAGAGUCUUAAUCAAGAGUUAGACGUAUACAAAAAGGAAUGCAAGCGGUUACAGGAGGAACAAGAGGGUAGUCGACGACGGGAUAUCAAGAGACAUCCAAGUGUAGAUAGGAGUAAAUCGUAUCCAGAGACUAGUUCCCUAUCGUACAAAGAGGAACCUCUUGAUCCCAUGUCGUCCAUAGCAUUGCCGCCAUCAAUGUGCAGUAAGCGAGAGGGAUAUUUGAGCUUGCGAGAUUUCCGUCACGAACAGUUGAAAAGAGGUAUUUUAGUUCGGAACCCUACCUCCCAAGGCAGACCUCUUCGUUCACCGACAUACAAUGGUGGUAGCUCUACUACGAGACGGCUGAGCGACUCGGCCCCACCCUCCCCUCCGACGUCGCCGUCGAUCAACCAAUCGCCUCGUAAGCCAGACACCAGCAGAACUUCGUGUUUGUGGUAAAAACCUCGGAAUAGCCAACCAUGGCGCGGCCUCGUGUAGGGCUACCGCGGAAAAAACACAUUGUGCUUCUCAAACGAUGCAACUGAAUCAUAACACGUACCUGUGACUAUAGAAAUACGUCAUAUCAAAUCUCAUAUUCAACAGUUCUGAUCAUUCUUUGGCCAUUUCUUGACGACUGGUGGUGAUGGAGGGCUUCGCAAUGCAUCAUGGGGCCGGCCUUUUUGGUGUGACGUCACACAAAUAUCGUCCUGAAGAGUCAUCUAGAAUACUUGAUAGAAAUACAGUAAUCUGUGCUACCCAAUUUAUCCAUCCGAUUUAUCGAUGUGCGAAGUUUUUGCCUGUUUAAAUGAUUAAUGAAAAAUUUAUUCCUUGAUUAGGAUUACGAUUGGGAUUUUGUCUCAGAUUAGGAAUAUGGUUGAUUAGGGUCAACCCUAAUCAUGAGUCUAAUCAGCUCUAAUCUAAUCUCAAGGAUUAAAUUCGUGUACUUAGCGUUUACAGAACAUGAAAUUAUUACAUGAAUUCUCUGGUUUUUCUUCUUGCCACAGCUACAGGCUAUGAUUCACUUGCAUUUCAGAUGACAUUCAAAAACUCCACUAUCUCGCUUAUAUGCAAAUAGUUCAUUCCAGUGUGGGAAAUUCGCCUUCCUCGUGCAAUUAGCCAUUUUCCAAAGUCCCCGUUUCGCAUCAAAUUCAAUAUUCAUUUCAUAAAACAGCGUUAUUUUAUUUGGCUUGUAAAUAUAUUGACGGUAUAGUCUAAGAUAGAUGUGAUUUUCAUAUUUCAACAUCAUUUUUAACCUUCCUGGCAACCUAGAAUACACUGGGAAUUUCUCAUUCUGAUAAGGGCUAACUCUUACAGAUAUGUAUUUUAUUUGCUUCGCGAGAGAGUUUCAUAUCAUGUUUGGCUGAAUUUCAAACGGUGCCACCACCACACGUGAAGACCUGUUUCCACUUGUGAUUUUUGCUGCGAUUUUCUUCUUUUGAUCGAUGUGAACGAGUGAAUUAGUUACUGAUGUUCAAAUAGGAGCUCUUAUACAUCAGAACAAACGUAACUUAUUACUCGUUCACAUCUAUCAAAAAAAGAAAAUCGCACAUGCAUUAAAUCCCACCUGAAUUUGCAAGUGUAAACUGGCCUUAAUAUAAUUUUACUAUCAUUCGAAGUGAACGACGUUAACUUGGGAAUACUUAAAUAU